Morus notabilis is the source of this 1476-nucleotide messenger RNA. Its product is annotated as aluminum-activated malate transporter 10. Gene Ontology annotation, cellular component: plant-type vacuole membrane. The transcript is spliced from 6 exons. Lineage: Eukaryota; Viridiplantae; Streptophyta; Magnoliopsida; Rosales; Moraceae. Gene Ontology annotation, biological process: malate transport. The record is from RefSeq and is a predicted model, not a curated record. The coding region runs from base 1 to 1476 and encodes 491 amino acids.
AUGGCUGUUGCGAAGAAGGAAGCAACAAGCGGAUGGGAGUGGAGAAUGAGGGUCGAUAACGAGACGUUGUCCAAAGUUAUGUCUCCAGAGGAAGGUCCUUACAUGAUCAGCAGAGUGCUGCUUGGUCUAAAGGAAAGGAUGUUUUCGAAACCUUUGAAUUUCCUUAAGAAAGCAUGGGAUUUGGCCUGCAAUGAUCCAAGAAAAGUGAUCCAUUGUUUGAAAGUAGGGCUGGCUCUCACUGCUGUCUCUCUAUUUUACUAUGUCAGGCCUUUGUAUGAUGGUGUUGGAGGAAAUGCCAUGUGGGCAGUUAUGACAGUUGUGGUGGUGUGUGAAAACACAGUAGGUGCAACACUUAGCAAGAGUUUGAACAGAAUAUGUGGAACUUUUCUAGCUGGUUUUAUUGCAGUUGGGGUUCACUGGGUUGCCAUUCAAGCAGGAGAGAAAUCUGAGCCAUUCAUUAUGGGAGUUUCAGUUUUUAUUUUAGCUUCUGCAGCAACCUUCUCUAGAUUCAUUCCAACAAUAAAAGCCCGGUUUGAUUACGGUUGUAUGAUCUUCAUCCUCACCUUCAGCUUCGUGUCGGUUUCGGGUUACCGGAUAGAUAAGUUAUUUGACAUGGCCCGCCAAAGAUUAUCCACCGUCUUCAUUGGGACUUCCUUGUGUAUUAUCAUAAGCAUAAUUAUCUGCCCCAUUUGGGCUGGCCAGGAGCUCCAUACACUCAUCACUCGUAACAUGGACAAGCUUGCAAACUCAUUAGAUGGCUGUGUGGCUGAAUACUUUAUCAGCAAUGAAGAAGACUCUACCGGCAGCCAAAAAGGAUGUGGCAAAAACUUGUUAGGCUACAAAUGUGUGCUAAAUUCAAAAGCACCAGAAGAAUCUAUGGCUAAUAUUGCUAGGUGGGAACCCGCACAUGGCCGCUUCAACUUUCGGCAUCCGUGGAAGCAAUACCUCAAAAUGGGGACAGAAAUGCGCGGUUGUGCUUAUUGCAUUGAGGCUCUCAAUGGCUGCAUCAGCUCUGAGAACAAGGCCCCGGAGCACCUAAAGACGCGUGUGAGCAAUAUUUGUUUAGAAUUGAGCUCCAACUCUUCAAGUGUCAUAAAAGAGCUUGCAAGCAUUGUCAAGACAAUGAAGAAAUCCUCAAGUAUAGAUUUCCUAGCUGAACAAAUGAACAGUAGAGUUCAAGGUCUCCGAAAUGAGUUGAAGUUUCUUCCUAGUUUAGUCACUCCAGAGACACCAAAAGAAGCUGGAAAUGUUCAAGAUAGUAAGAAAACUAAGGAAAAUUCCGUUGGAUUAGCCUCAGCCUCUCUCAUGGAAAUAGUUCCUCUAGCGACUUUAACUUCUUUGCUGAUUGAAAACGCUGCGCGGAUCGAGGGCAUUGUCGAUGCUGUAGAAGAACUAGCGGAUUUGGCUCAGUUCAAGCCUGUGGCUGAUGAUGAACACAUAGAAGACGAAACCAUGAAGACCCUUCAAAGGGGUUAA